CCUUCUCGUUCCCACAUCCUUCUUCCAACCGCUCUUUCUUGUCGAUCGAAAGACUGUUAUAGCUUUAUCGGCAAUCAAGGCCCCUUCUCGUUCCUACAUCCUUCUCCGAACCAAAAACAAAUGAAAUCUCUGAUCGGGGGUUUCCGCCGGUGGAGAAAAAGGACGGAGGAUGGGUCCUCCGUCUCCUUCCAUUCUCUGAGUGAAGCCACGGUGUGCUUUCUCCGUGCCAACCAGGAUGCUAGCAGAGAGAUUGCUAUGCUCACAGAAGCAACCUUUAAAAACGAUCAGCUUUGUGGGAUUGUGAUGGACUACCUGGAUCUGAGCUACAAAACGCUGAGUUUUCUAUACGACAUGCAAGGCUGUCUGAAGGCAUUUGGGGAUCGCAGCUUUCCACAGACCAAAGUGUCCGUGGACGGAAGAUUAAUCGAUGAUGUCCUUCUCUCCCUUGACAAGGUGAUGGCAGCUCAUGGUUUGAUGUUGAGGAAGCUUGGGCAAUUCAGACUGAGCAAAUCCAAGAGAAUCCAGACGCUGUUGAGACGACGGAAGCUCAUCCACUGUGUUUUUUUGACUGUUUUCGUAGGUGCGGUAGUCUGCUCCAGCAUUGCAGCGGCUGUGCAUGCACCACCGUUGCUGGCUGCACUUCCUGCCGCUGUCGUCACUGCAGCCACCUUUGGUCCACUCACUUCAUGGGUGCAGAACUUCUGGAAGGAGGAAGAGUGCGACAUCAAGGCACGCUUGCAGACGGCGAACGUCCUGAACGUGAGCAGCUCUGUUUUGAUUCGUGAACUGCAGGCUAUCGGAUUCUCGGUGAGGGCUUUGACGGACCAUAAAACAAGAUUGGCAUGCCACAGAGGGUUCAUUUCCAGGAACAAAGGCAACGGAAUUCUUCCUGACAGCUUGAUGGUGGAGAGAUCAGGCAAUUUGGUGCAAAAAAUUGAAGAGUUGGACAAGCAACUGUCAGAAUGUUGUCAAGGAAUCGAAACAGCGAGAAAACAGAUGCUAGAUAGGCUCAAUUCUUGGACUGAACCUGCUGAAAUGGAGGAUGGCUCUGCUAGAAGCGAAACCUGCUGCAGUUGCAUACCCUUUUGGUGUUGCGUGCCGGGGGCCGGCGGAAAGUAAGGAUGCAUGGGCAAGCAGCAAAGUGCCAUUGAUGAUACGUUAGUCUGCCCCCGUGCUGUUUGUUGAUCCUUUCUUUAAGAAGACGGAAGGAAAGAUUAUGAGUCCAGAUGCUACGUAUACAAAUUUACAUGAUAAAAAUUUAGACGCUGAAGUGGC
Nymphaea colorata (pocket water lily) is the source of this 1275-nucleotide messenger RNA. RefSeq names its product UPF0496 protein At4g34320-like. The record is from RefSeq and is a predicted model, not a curated record. Lineage: Eukaryota; Viridiplantae; Streptophyta; Magnoliopsida; Nymphaeales; Nymphaeaceae. Bases 121 to 1119 code for a protein of 332 amino acids. The transcript has 3 exons.